ACCAUUAAAAACUACACUGUCAAAACUGAGCAAUCAAGAUCUCCUCCUUUUUUGUAGCCAGGUGGGUGGUACUCUUGAACUGCAGCGCGAAAGCCCACUGUUGGCCGAGUGGCAUGGGACCACGAUGGGACGUCCUGAUGAGGACUGUGGCUCUGUUUGCUAUUCUCCUAGUACAAAACAUGGAUCAGAGGUGGCCGGUUUCCAGCCACAAUCAAAGCAGGGCUUCUUGAAGGACUGCCUCUCCACAUUCUCAAAAAAGGGAACUCCUCCUUCUCUACAGUAUACCCACUCCUAUCCUCAGAACUCCCUGGUGUCAUCGUCAUCCCGCUUUUUCAGGCAGAAACCAAGUCAAGAGGAUCCCUCAAUAGAGACUGUCAAUCACGAGAAGGAUAAUUUCACAUCCCGAUGCAGGGGAGAAGACGGGCUGAAGGAGUAUAAUCAAUGGCAGCAGCAGACCCAUAAUCAUUUCAAGAUUAAAGAGCAUAACCUACCACCAGUCUCAACUACUGAAAGAACAGAACCUUCGCUCAAUAUACCUCUGAAUAGCAAUGAGUCAAGUAAAGUUAGGCAGCUCUUGGUUUUGUCUCAAUCUCAGGACCAACAGCAACUUCCCUUAGAUACGCAACACCAAUGGAUCCUAGGAAACGGUUUACCUAGCUACUGUGCCAAUGAGUGUGGAGUACAUUGUGGAAGCCAACAACCUUACUUAAACCAGCAACUACAGCAACACCCUCAAAGGCAGCAUUGUUGUGAACAUCUUAGCACCCUAAAAUGCCAUCAGUGUUCUCUCUACCCAUCCAGCAGCAGCCCGCGAGUGAAGAAUUCAUUCCCGGCUACUAGCGACAAAAGCAGUGUUCACUCCUCUUCCAGUAGCCAGCGGUGGCCGGAGAACCAUCAACUAGAGGGAGAAGGGCAACGACAAGGGGAGCAACAGGUACAUCCUCAUACCAAAAAGGUUGGCCAUGUUGGUUCAACGCCUUCCCUGUCCAAGAGCAGUAGCCCACUCCCUCCCGACACAGUUGUAACAAGCGCUAAAUACAAUGGGGAUGUUGGGAGACCCCUGAGCAGCCUAGGAGCUUCGCCACCCAACCUUUCAGAGCUGGACUCAGUGAGACAAGAGCCCCUCCAGACUCUCCACAGGUCCGUCCUGGAGGAGGUGUUCUCCAAAGGCCUCAGUGAGGACAAUAGUAAGGCCAACAGCGAGGGAGGAGGAGACGCGCCACAGAAGAGGACUAAGGACAUUGGCUACAGAUUGGGCCAGCGUAGAGCACUAUUUGGAAAGCGCAAACAGUUGAGCGACUAUGCUUUGAUCUUUGGGAUGUUUGGGAUUGUUGUCAUGGUGAUGGAGACGGAACUGUCCUGGGGGGUUUACACGAAGGAAUCCUCAUACUCAUUCGCUCUGAAAUGCCUUGUCAGCCUUUCAACUGCUGUAUUGCUUGGCCUCAUUGUGAUGUACCAUGCACGGGAAAUACAGCUUUUCAUGGUGGACAAUGCAGCUGAUGACUGGAGGAUUGCUAUGACGUAUGAGCGGAUCUUUCUGGUUGUGCUGGAGCUGCUGGUCUGUGCCAUCCACCCCAUUCCGGGCCAGUACAUCUUCACCUGGACAGCCCGGCUGGCCUUCACCUACACACCCUCAUUGACCAAUGCCGACGUGGACCUCGUCCUCUCCAUCCCCAUGUUCCUCAGGCUCUACCUAAUCGGUCGCGUCAUGCUGCUGCACAGCAAGCUUUUCACGGACGCCUCAUCGCGCAGCAUCGGCGCCCUCAAUAAGAUCAACUUCAACACGCGGUUCGUCAUGAAGACACUCAUGACCAUCUGCCCCGGCACGGUGCUGCUGGUCUUCAGUGUCUCUUGUUGGAUCAUCGCGGCGUGGACGGUGCGUGUAUGUGAGAGGUACAGGCCCCAGACACAGUAUCAUGACGCACAGGAAGUGACCAAUAACUUCCUUGGGGCCAUGUGGCUCAUCUCUAUCACCUUUCUCUCCAUUGGUUAUGGAGACAUGGUCCCUCACACUUACUGUGGAAAGGGUGUGUGUCUGCUGACUGGAAUCAUGGGGGCUGGCUGCACUGCCCUGGUGGUUGCUGUAGUUGCCAGGAAGUCUGAGUUGACCAGAGCUGAGAAGCAUGUUCACAACUUCAUGAUGGACACUCAGCUCUAUAAACGAGUGAAAAACACAGCUGCCAAUGUACUCAGAGAGACAUGGCUUAUCUACAAACACACCAAGUUAGUCAAGAAGAUCGAUCACGCCAGGGUACGCAAACAUCAGCGGAAAUUUCUGCAAGCCAUUCACCAACUGCGCAGAGUCAAACUGGAACAGAUGAAACUCACCGACCAGGCUAACACACUUGUGGAUCUAGCCAAGACUCAGAACAUGAUGUACGACCUGGUGUCUGACCUGCAGCUGCGCAGCGAGGAGCUGGAUAGGAGGAUUGGUAGUUUGGACGACAAACUGGACUCCAUCCUAGUCAAUCUGCAGGCCCUACCCAGCCUGCUCUCCCAGGCGGUCACACAGCAGCACAAGGACUUCCUGGAUGGCUUGGCCCACCGUGUACGGAAAGCCUCGUCGGAAUCUGAGCUUCACUGGGUUCCCGCUAGGUGCCAACGGUCCCUUUCCACUGCACCACAAACAAUACCUUACAGCUGACAGCCUAGCCACAUUGCCACUAUUGUGACCUUAAAUUAUGUAUUUAAUAAUGUAUCUCAUACUACCCCAGGGACAGGGAUAUUUUAUCCUCUGACAAUGAAUUUGAGCAUGGUUAUAUCUCUCCAGCCCCAUCCCUCAGCUGUUUACUAAAAGAAGUAGCGGGUGGCGGUUUGUUGUUUUCCAAAUCUUGGAUUGCCAGUCUGUGAACUUAGGCCAU
Messenger RNA from Salmo salar (Atlantic salmon), 2861 nucleotides. RefSeq names its product small conductance calcium-activated potassium channel protein 1-like. Gene Ontology annotation, cellular component: membrane. Gene Ontology annotation, biological process: potassium ion transport. Lineage: Eukaryota; Metazoa; Chordata; Actinopteri; Salmoniformes; Salmonidae. Gene Ontology annotation, molecular function: calmodulin binding; small conductance calcium-activated potassium channel activity. The record is from RefSeq and is a predicted model, not a curated record.